Messenger RNA from Antrostomus carolinensis (chuck-will's-widow), 528 nucleotides. RefSeq names its product CWF19-like protein 1. Gene Ontology annotation, biological process: mRNA splicing, via spliceosome. Gene Ontology annotation, molecular function: RNA lariat debranching enzyme activator activity. The annotation marks the transcript as partial. Lineage: Eukaryota; Metazoa; Chordata; Aves; Caprimulgiformes; Caprimulgidae. Gene Ontology annotation, cellular component: post-mRNA release spliceosomal complex. The record is from RefSeq and is a predicted model, not a curated record. The transcript has 4 exons.
GAAGAACCAGCUUGUCAGUAUUUCUUUGAUUUGAACAAGCAUCAGGGAAAGAAACGUCCUUCAGAUGGGAAAGAGGGAGGCAACUCCCAACCUAAGCAAGCCAAAAAACCCCCACAGCCCACAGGGCCCUGCUGGUUCUGCCUUGCCAGCCCAGAAGUUGAGAAGCACUUGGUUGUUAGCAUCGGCACGCAUUGCUAUCUUGCCCUGGCCAAAGGUGGCUUAUUACCUGAUCACAUCUUGAUUUUGCCUAUUGGGCAUUAUCAGUCAGUGGUUGACUUGUCUCCAGAGGUGGUGGAAGAAGUGACCAAGUACAAGUCUGCCCUAAAGGAAUUUUUCAGAAGCAAGGGAAAGAUAUAUGUCCUAUUUGAAAGAAACUAUAGGAGUCAACAUCUGCAGUUACAGGUGAUUCCUGUCCCAUUGGACCACUGUACUUCUGAAGACAUUAAAGAGUCUUUUAUUGCACAGGCUCAGGAACAACAGAUUGACUUAUUAGAAAUCCCAGAGCACUCGGAUAUCACACAAGUAUGA